AUGUUGCCGAGCGUGGAGAAUGUCCCUCACGGAGGCAACGGUUAUGAGCAUGGGUCUGUCUGCGUUCUGAAACGCCCCGCCGUUCAUACAAAGGAUGACCCAGGAAAUGACCAAGUUCACUCCUGGACACUCGUCCCCAGCCAAGCCGUAGAGGCUGUGUGGAGGAUGGCCAGGGGGUCAGUGAUGCUGGCCGUUUCGUGUCUGCUGGCCGCCCUCUGCUACAUCCGAAGGCUGCAGGUGCACAUCAGCCACCGACUGAAAUGGUGGGUUGGAUAUCUGCAACGAAAAUUCAAAAAGAACCUCAGUGUGGAGGCGGAAGUGGAUUUACUCAGCUAUUGUGCCAGAGAAUGGAAAGGAGAGACGCCCCAAGCCAAGCUGAUGAGGAAGGCCUACGAGGAGCUGUUCUGGCGGCGACGCAUCAAGUGUGUCCGGCCGGUCAGGAGAGACCACUACGACGCACUGAGGUGUGUGCUGUUCCAGAUCCUCAGCCAGGGCCUCGCCUACCCGUCCUGGAUGAAGGAGAAGGACAUCGUGAAGCUUCCUGAAAAGCUGCUCUUUUCACAAGGUUGCAAUUGGAUCCAGCACUACAGUUUUGGUCCUGAGAAAUACACAGGCUCAAAUGUGUUUGGAAAAUUACGUAAAUGCGUGGAGUUACUAAAGGCACAGUGGACUGAGUUCAGUGGGAUCAAAGACCAUCACAAGAGAGGAGGCAUGUGCAACAUCCUUUUUUCCGAUGCCAUUCUGGAAUAUAAACUUUAUGAAGCUUUAAAGUUCAUCAUGCUUUAUCAAGUCACUGAGGUGUACGAACAAAUGAAGACCAAGAAGCACAUCCCCGGUCUCUUUCGACUCCUGUUUUCCCGGGAAACCUCGUCGGACCCCUUGAGCUUCAUGAUGAAUCACCUGAACUGUAUGGGUGACACCUGUGGGCUGGAGCAGAUUGAUAUGUUUAUACUUGGAUACUCCCUUGAAGUAAAGAUAAAAGUGUUCAGAUUAUUCAAGUUUAACUCCAGAGACUUUGAAGUCUGCUACCCAGAGGAUCCGCUCAGGGAGUGGCCGGAGAUCUCUCUGCUGACCGAAAAUGACCGCCACUACCACGUUCCUGUCUUCUAAGGCGGGCCGGGCCAGGUGCUGGCUCUGGCCAGGGACAUCUGUCAUGCACACGCCAAGUGUUUCUCAAACAGCAGAGUCACAGGAGUUCGGACUCUGGGGACACCCGUGGGCUGGCGGGGCUGCCUGGGGGCUUCCUCUGGGCUCUGCGUCCCUCUAAGGAAGCUGGGCUGAUACUUCCUGGGCUGGUGCCUCACCUUGCUCGUUGGGGCCCUGGUCACCCACACAGACUGUAAGAGCACAAGGAAGAAACGACACCAGGAAAAAAAGAAGAAAACCAGUGAGCGACUAACGUGGGGAAGCAGAAUUGGCCUCAAUGUUUAUAUUCCUCAUUAAGCAUCUUGUGUUUGCUGAUUUGGGAUCGUCAUAAACCUGGCCUUAAGCAUUACUUUUCUGGGAUUCUGUACGAUAUAAGGAGCCCCUUGAUGGACUUUAAAAUCAUGGGGUCAUGUAUUUGUAAAACACCGUGGUAGGCACACCGGCUCACAAGUAGUUUCACGCAGACACGUAACUACUUUGCCGUGUUGUACAAUAGAGCUCUCUCGAUUUUUGUUCCUGUUGUAUCUGCCCAUUUUAAGGUUUUGUAUCACUAAAUUAAGAUAACUAGGUGGACAGUUACUCAACCAACAACCCCUAGUGUAUUUCAUGCGCAUUUAUUGUGUGGAAUCUCAUUGUGCUAGGUGCUGAUUUCAAAUGAUAAAACUAGCUGUGCAGAAUUACCACUUUGCCCUGCCUCCCAAAAGUGCCUGCAUCCAAAUCCCUAGAACCUGAGGCUGUGUUAGGCUAAAAGGAGGAGGCAGCAGUUGGAGUUAAGGGACUAGCUUGUUGACCGUGAAAUAGGAGGAGUGCGUGGGGUUUCCCAGGUGGACCCCAUAUCAUCACAGGGGUCCUUAAAAGUCAGAGGGGGUGGGAGGAGUGUGGACACCUGGGGAAAUGUGAAAGUGCUGAGGGGUGGGGGCGGGAUGGUCACAGAUGCCAGGUUGCUAGCUUUUAAGAGGGGGAAGGGGCCCGGAGCCAAGGCGUGGGGGCAGCCUCUGGACUCAAGAAGAGCCCAGGAGUUGGAUUCUCCCCUUGAGCCUCCAGAAAGGCAGGCGAGCCUCCCUCCCGGCGCCUGGAUCUUGGCUCCGCGGCACUCUACCUCCGGAGCUAGAAGGUUUGUGUUCAGUGGCUAACUUUGUGCUCUGGCCCUAUGUAGCAGUGUCAGGCUAGCUCCUUUUUGGCCAUCUUUUUCUGGGAAAUACUUUUCUAGUUUAUUUUGGUAAUCUUUUUUUUUGCAGGGAGGUGGUACUUUAUUUCAAUCACUACGACAUAACGUUUUAAAUCUCGCUCAUGACGUUCAACUCCAUUACAGUGCCUGCUAAGAGUGCCCAGACUCGGUGGAUGCUAAACCUCGAUCCCUAACUUUCCCACGUUGUGUUGCUUCUUCUGUAAAUAAAAAGAAGUAUGUUUCAUGUUGUGGCGUGUGGAAGUAACACACCGGACUCUCUCAUAGCAGGGAGAAUCACCUCUAGGCACUUCUUGCGCCAGACAUCCUCAGGCCUGUUACCCCCGCUCAGUCCCCACCCACCAGCCUGAGUGGCAAAAUUAUUUCCACAUCGAUUCAGGAUCAGCAGGAGAAACUUUUGCAGAGGGACUAACAGCCUCUACUCUGUGAUCACACACCACUGGGUCGGGCUGGGCAGUCAGGGCAAGAAUUCUGUCAAUAGAGAGAGGCCCAAGACCAAAUUGUGAAAAGGACAUUUCAAUAGAAUGAAAGUAGAAGUGGAAAGAAGACGUCAGCAUAAUUGCUAUGUUUUGGGAAAGCGGCAAAGCAGAAGAUUCUUAAGGAAGGAGGAACUUUGAAUGGUGUUGGUUUGGUUUUUCAAAAUGUAAAGAAUAUAACUAAUUAGCCAGAUGCAUUGCAUACAAAUUAGCACCACUGUUUUGGGUUGGGCUUGGUCUUUCAGUAUUUUAUUUUUAUUGAGGUAACAGUGGUUCACAACCCUUUGUGUGAUUCACAAUAUGGGACCCCCACUUAUCACUGCUGACUACUGUUUCUCUGCCUGAGUUUGAGUAAGGUAGACACCUCGGCUUCUCUUUGGAGCCGCUCAGUUCCCUUCUUUGUCUCAAUGUCUGUUUUACCAGACAUAAAGUUCGGUGGGUCCACACGGCACCAUCACUUCUGUGUUGUUUGUUCCAAAUAACUGAGUCUCCCUGAGUUCCCUUCGCUUUUCAAGCUGUCAUACUCCUGUAGCCAAGAAAAUGAGUACUUAUCUGGAUUGCACUUCUGCUGCAUAUCACAUGGUUUAUAAGUGAUGGAAAAAAACACUCACAUAGUUAACCACCCGGGCCUACAUACUCUGGGGAUGAGUCAGAAGUGGGUGCAGAUGUCUGCCCUUGAAGGUCAUAGAAUGCACUUGAGGAAAUGGGAACUCUGCUUGGAGCCAGUGUGGAGGAGGGGACCUUAGUAUGUUCCUAGCUGGUGUCUCUGGGGGAAAAGACCAUUCUGUUAAGACACCAGAUUCCCAUACAAAAUUCAUCCGGCUUUAAAUGAUGUGCGUUAUUUUACUGCACAAUCAUGAGGCUUUGUUGUCAUGAUUCUUGGAAAGUUUAAUCAAGAGAAUUUACUACUAU
Molecule: messenger RNA, 3720 nt
Organism: Condylura cristata (star-nosed mole)
Lineage: Eukaryota; Metazoa; Chordata; Mammalia; Eulipotyphla; Talpidae
Gene: OTULINL
Product: family with sequence similarity 105, member A
Exons: 8
Coding region: 1-1110 (369 amino acids)
Biological process (GO): protein linear deubiquitination
Cellular component (GO): cytoplasm
Molecular function (GO): cysteine-type deubiquitinase activity
Source: RefSeq, a predicted model, not a curated record